This is a messenger RNA of Trichomonas vaginalis G3, 592 nucleotides long. RefSeq names its product organellar and viral DNA polymerase type B. Lineage: Eukaryota; Parabasalia; Trichomonadida; Trichomonadidae. The transcript has a single exon. The record is from RefSeq and is a predicted model, not a curated record. The annotation marks the transcript as partial.
AUGCAUGAAGAUUGGCUUAAAGGUAUUGACAAAUCUUUAAAAAAUCACAGUCAGUCUAUUGCUGACUACAAGAAAAGUAUAGAUUUUUUACAUAGUGCUAUGGACGUACAUGAUGGAAGCAUAAGGAACUUACUUAAUGCUAACAAUAACUUACCAGGAACUAUUAAAGCAUUUAUAAAGUCCUUUGUAAAACCUGGUGCUCUAACAUUUAGGUCUUUGAGAGCAAGAGCAUUGAAGUCAAGAGAUGCAGAAACUCCAACAGAACCUACAGAAGGAACUGAAACAACAGAAACUCCAGAAGAACCACCAAAACCAACAGCUAAUGAAAUAUUGUUCGAAUAUUUUCCAAGGUACUCUGUUCUCAUUGCAUACAUUCAAGAAAUACUUAAGAAAGCAGACUUGACUUUAGGAGAUGAUGAAAGUUCUGUAAAUCUUUCGUUCCAGUUUCAAAUAGCAGAACUUUUGAGACAGAUAUGCUUAAUGUAUGACAACAUCUCUGAUUUCACAAGAUAUGAUGACGACCAUGACCCCGAACACGGUGAAGAAGAAGUUUUACAAACAUCCAUUAAGACAGGAAAGGUUUUAACUCAAA